Messenger RNA from Coccomyxa subellipsoidea C-169, 695 nucleotides. RefSeq lists its product as hypothetical. The coding region runs from base 25 to 372 and encodes 115 amino acids. The transcript is spliced from 2 exons. NCBI's taxonomy places the organism in Eukaryota, Viridiplantae, Chlorophyta, Trebouxiophyceae, Coccomyxaceae. The record is from RefSeq and is a predicted model, not a curated record.
AACUCCACGGUGUCCACUGCUCGCAUGGACAUGGCAACACCAGAGACGGGUGGCGUGCUGGGCGACAACGCCAAGGCCUCCUCAGGGUCCACGCCAGAGGACCAGGCCUUGGCCCCGGGACAGCUGGUCAACGCAGAAGCUCUACAGACCCCGGGGCUGUCAGGAGUGAAGCGGACGCAAGGGCGCAAGCUCACACCAGGAUCCAGCGAGGGGCGGGGCCGGCCGCCCAAGCGCAUUUACUUGAACCCCAGCCCCAACAGGGCGUCGGCAGACCUGCGCAUCCAGACGAAGGUCAAGCUCGUGCAGCUGCAGCUGAUGGCACUUGCAUAUGUCUUUGGCAACUGGAAGCCCAAGACAUCGGAGCAGUCCUGAGAAUGCAAGCAUGGUGUACUGUAAUGGCAGACCCUGAAUUCGAGUCAGCACAGGGUAUUCAGACGAACAGAUGUAGGUGGCAUCGAACAGAUGUAGGUGGCAUAAGCUACAGUGGGCUAAGACUUGAAGGCUUCUGCAGAGACAGACGAGAGUACUCAGCUUUAGAGCCUCCGUCCGCUUUGAAUCAAUCAUGAUCAGGCUGUUAGGUGAAUUAAGUCGAGGUGCAUGCAGACCAGACUUUAAAUCAAUCAUGAUCAUGGCUGUCUUUGAAGAGUCCCUGGACAGGGUGCAUGCUCUUGCAAGCUUGAAAUAAUAAAUAAGCU